UGAUCAGCGAUGGAAACCAGAAAGCAAGAUACGUGAAGUGCGACCCACCAAAGUUCCCGCCACCAACGACAUCAACAAUGUCGCCGUGACCAACAGAGUAUCGACCUCACCAGCGCAUCUCCAUCAUCGCCGUCAUCACCGUCGUCGAAGAAAAGACAUAAAAGGCCUCAUCUCGCUCCCCAGAAUCACAAUCCUUUCCUUCCAUCAUCCACCGCAUACAGCCUUUCCCAGCAAACCAAAUUCCCAACAAAUCCAACAUCCUCCUUUUCCCAAACCUCCCUUCAAACUUCCCAUCAUCAAAAUGAAGACCGCCACCUUCUUCGCCAUCAUCGCCAGCGCCGCCAUGGCCAGCGCCGCCGCCCUCCCCGAGGUGAUGGUCGCCCGCACCUACGGCACCCCGCCCAAGAACUCUCCUGCCCCCAGCACCGGCGGCCAGUGCUCCGGCAACCAGCACCCAGCCUGCUGCAACAAGAACUCCUUGUUGGCGUUGGACUGCACCUUGGGCGCGGUCUUGGGAACUUGCAAUGGCGUGCAGGCUUGCUGCAACAUUGAGCAGAAUGGAUUGAUCAACCUUGGUGGUCUCUGCCUCCAGAUCUAGAUCUUUUCCUCUC
This is a messenger RNA of Dissoconium aciculare CBS 342.82, 611 nucleotides long. RefSeq lists its product as uncharacterized. The transcript is spliced from 3 exons. The record is from RefSeq and is a predicted model, not a curated record. The coding region runs from base 302 to 598 and encodes 98 amino acids. Lineage: Eukaryota; Fungi; Ascomycota; Dothideomycetes; Mycosphaerellales; Dissoconiaceae.